Messenger RNA from Rotaria sordida, 687 nucleotides. NCBI's taxonomy places the organism in Eukaryota, Metazoa, Rotifera, Eurotatoria, Philodinida, Philodinidae. The record is from the annotation of a GenBank genome assembly.
AUGACUAAAGAUGAAUCAGCUGCUAUCACGCUUUAUUCAAUGGGAUGGGAACCACUCGAUCAAUGUCUACAUGUUGCCUUGAAUGUAGCUUUGCGUUCAUCAGAUAGACGACAUCUCAAGCCGUGGCUUCUCUUUCUCAAACUCCUUCUAACUGCACUCUCUCGUCUUCCAUCCGUUCUCCAUCGUACUGUUUUUCGAGGAGUUAAAUUGGAUUUGCAUGAACACUACAAGCAAGGAAAAGAAAUAAUAUGGUGGGGCUUCUCAUCAUGUACUACCUCAAUUCAGGAUUUAGAAGUUGAACAAGCUUUGGGUAAAACGGGUUCAAGAACAAUAUUCUCCAUCGAAUGUAGUUCAGGAAAAGAUAUUCAAGAACAUUCUUUUUAUUCAGGAGUUGAUGAAAUACUUUUUCUACCUGGAACUCUAUUUCAAGUUGUCGCUUGUCUUAAUCCUGCUCCUGAUCUACAUUUGAUUCAUCUCAAAGAAAUAGAACCACAAUUUCCACUUUUAAGUCGAAUUACUUCUGCCAUUUCACAAAAAUCAACGAUGGUUCGUAAGCGAGGAGGCACUGAAAUAUGUUAUUCAAAACCAACACAAACCGAAAUAAUUGCUGGUGCGCGUCCUUUUGAAGUUAUUGAAAUGGACAUAAAUUUUCCCAAAGACGAAUCGGAUACAAAAUCGGCCAACUAA